CAUCAUCAACGCACGUUCUCUCGGACGUCGAUAGCAUAUAUAAAUGCCAAGCCAAACUUCCUCCAAUUUUCCAAGUUUUGGAAGCCGCAUUUCGCCAAAACGAUGAAAAUCAAGCGAGGUUAUGCAGAUCAAGGCUGAUGCAUUACAGAUUUAGGCUUUCCAUUAUAUCGGAUCCGAUGAUCACAUCCAAUGCCAGCAAAACGAUGGCCAAGAUAAACAAGACUCUAGAGAAAAUUGAACAUUUUCUAGGGAAUCUAGCUUCUGAGAAGGUGGAAGAAGAACUACCUGGAGAUCCAGAUACACUGCAAAGGCUGAAAAUCGCGCAGCUUCAAUCAAGCAUAAAAGACGCAUCACAGCAGCAACAACUAUUAGAACAGGAACUCCAACAACAGUUGUCUGAACAACUGCAGCAAAAUAAAGACGGUCAAAUUCCGGAAGGACAAUCAACACAGUACGAGCAACAAUAUCAACAGCAGAAUUUACAGCAACAGCAGGAGUUGAUAGGUCAACACCAACAGCAGCAGCAACGAUACCAGCAACUUAGACUCGAACAACAAAGACAAGAACAACAACACCAGCAGUUGGUUAACCAGAUGCAACAACAGCAACAGCAGUUAGAACAGCAGCUACACCAAGAGCAAGUUAGACGGCAGCAGAUUGAGUUGCAGUUACAGGAUCAACUAAAUCGACGAAUUCCAGUUUCGGGGUUUCAGAACAACUCAAUCUCAGGAUAUUGGGAUCCACAGCUCCACCAAGAAUCAGGAAUACUUCAUCAGAUACCAGGGUUGGACCAUAUUCCCCCUCACUUACGUGAUGAUUUCCUGCGGUUCUUAAGAUCUCAAAACAGACCUAGUACACCUAGAACACCAAAUCCACAACCAACCGCAAACAGGUUCACGCAGCCAGUACACAAAUGGCCAUUUGAAUACGCUGGACAGCCCAACAUCAUACAGCUAGGUGAAUUUCUGAAUCAAGUGAAUACCUAUGCAGACACAGAAGGAAUGGACGAGCAAACUCUGUUACGGUCCAUCAAACAUUUGCUAAAAGGGCGAGCACUUCAAUGGUAUACUCGUGCUUACCUUAGCCUUUCAACUUGGGAAAUCUUCAAGGCCGAGAUCAAACAGGAGUUUUUGCCGCCCAACUACUCAGAAAUUGUAAAGCAGGACCUGUAUUUGCGUUUUCAAGGUCCAAAUGAACAGUUCACCAGCUUCUACAGAGAUUUAGUGGCAGCUUUUGAGAUUGUGGAACCGGCAAUAUCGGAAUCCGAGAAACUCUUCAUCAUUAAAUCUCACCUAAAUUCCGAUUUCUCGCCAAUAGCUGCAGCUUCUCGAGCAAAUAAAAUUCGUGAUCUAGUUGCCGUUUUCAGGGACUUUGAGGUCUCCAGAUCUUACUCUUUACGAGCUCGUACCCCCUUCACAUCUCGCACUGCUUGGACAAAACCUGAGCCCUCGAUCUUUCAGCGUUCGACCACCAACAGAAUGGACAAUGCAAAUCGUCCAACUUUCAACAGACAGUCAUUUAGUACCGCCCAAGUCAACACGAUGGAAUCAAGUCAAGACAUCGAUGAAGAGCUAGAUUCACUUCGUAUUCAGGAGCGUGAAGUUUUGCAGCAAGACAUGGCAUUUCGGAAUGAAGCGGCAGCAAAUACAGUAGAAGAGGUUAAUGCGGUUCGGAUGCAAAAUAACUGGAGAGAACGAUUAUCCACCAACACAGGCGAAAGCCCGGCUAGAGAAAACAACAACAAUAACAGAGAUCUUGCUUCUGCAAUCGUAUGUUGGCAAUGCGAAAAUUCUGGUCACACCUACCCGAGAUGUCCCAAUCCGAAGCGAUACCUUUUCUGUUACAGUUGCGGCAAAAAAGGAUGCACUACGCGUAACUGCGAUGCUUGCAUCUUGCGUUGGAAGCAAUUGGACACUCAGCAUUCGGGAAACCGGCACUGGGAGAACCCACAAUAAGGGGCGUGAGGUCUCCCGAUAAAGUAAAUACCCCUUUAUUAAACGAUAUUCCAGCCUUCUGUAAAGCAGACUCGAUAAUUAUCGACCCCGACAACAAAGACAAUCGUCCAUAUGCCGUUAUUUCAAUUCUAGGUCGGCAAAUACGUGGACUUCUCGACAGUGGUGCCACAUGCAGUCUCAUUGGAGGAUCCAUUUCAAAAAUUGCAACAGAUUUAGGACUAACUAAAUUUCCGGUCAACGGAGAAGUAAAAACUGCAGAUAAUUCAGCUCAUCCAAUAUCGUUUUUCUCUCAUGUGCCUAUUUCGUAUAACAACAAGAAUAUCACACUACCGAUACUUUUCAUCGAAACAAUGCCACCUAUUCUUAUCUUGGGGAUGGACUUUUGGUCCAAGUUUGGAGUGACACCAACCAUUUGCGGAAUCACCAACAACUUAGAAAGCGAAACAUCGAUCGUUGAAACGUUAUCCAAGCAAGAUAAGGAGAAGCUGCAGGCAGUAAUUCGGAAAUUUCCAACAUCUCAGAAUCAAGGACAUUUGGGAAGAACAACAUUGUACUACCACAAGAUAGACACUGGAAAUUCACCUCCAUUCAAACAGAAAUACUAUCCAAUGUCCAAGUUUAUCCUGGAUGAUUUGAACAAGGAGGUAGACAGAAUGCUGAAUCUGGGGGUCAUCGAAAACGCCGAUUGCUGCCCAUGGAAUAAUGCCACGGUCGCUGUGAAGAAAAAGGACGGCUCUAUGAGAU
This is a messenger RNA of Topomyia yanbarensis, 2699 nucleotides long. RefSeq names its product ras guanine nucleotide exchange factor R-like. Gene Ontology annotation, molecular function: zinc ion binding; nucleic acid binding. NCBI's taxonomy places the organism in Eukaryota, Metazoa, Arthropoda, Insecta, Diptera, Culicidae. The transcript has a single exon. The coding region runs from base 138 to 1955 and encodes 605 amino acids. The record is from RefSeq and is a predicted model, not a curated record.